AUGCAAGCAUGCUUCUUUCGCGCCCUUCCUAGACGCUUCGGAGCGUGCAAUGUCACAGUCAGCGCGCCCAAGAUCAGCCAUGUCCGCCCAAUCCACCCAACAGCCCACCGACUGGCGCAGGUCGCUAAGCUGCAAUCCGAGCUCGAGAAACGCAUUGCCGCCAUCCCCAUAGAGCGCUUCCGCAACUUCUGCAUCGUCGCCCACGUCGAUCAUGGAAAGAGUACAUUGAGCGACCGUCUGCUGGAGAUUACUGGUGUCAUUGAAAAAGGUGGAAAUGCUCAGAGUUUGGACAGACUCGAUGUCGAGCGAGAAAGAGGCAUCACUGUCAAGGCUCAGACGUGUACCAUGCUCUACAACCACAAGGGCUUGGACUACAUGCUACACCUGGUCGACACGCCUGGCCACGUCGACUUUAGAGCAGAGGUCUCACGAAGUUAUGCCAGUUGCGGUGGAGGUGCGUUGCUCACCAGCCAAAGCCUUGACAAGAAAGCGCGCGCUGACACUCUUCCACANGCUCUCCUAGUAGUCGAUGCGAGUCAAGGUGUGCAAGCACAGACUGUCGCCAACUUCUACCUCGCUUUCUCCCAAGGCCUCACCCUUGUCCCCGUCAUCAACAAGAUCGAUCUACCCACGGCCGACGCCCCGCGCGCACUUGAACAGAUCAAGGACACUUUCGAGCUGGACCCGAACAAGGCAGUUCUGGUUUCGGCCAAGUCUGGCAUCAACGUCGAGGCAUUACUGCCCAGCGUUGUCGAGAACAUACCCGCUCCCAUAGGAGAUGAAAACAAGCCGCUACGUCUUCUCCUAGUCGACUCGUGGUAUGACAACUACAAGGGCGUCAUCCUGCUGGUUCGCAUCUUCCAAGGCCAGGUCAAGCCUGGUGACCAUGUCACUUCCUUCGCUACUGGCAUCAAAUACUAUGUCGGCGAGGUCGGAAUCAUGUACCCCCUUCAAACACCCAUGACUGUCUUGCGUGCAGGUCAGGUCGGCUACAUCUACUUCAAUCCUGGAAUGAAGCGUUCGCAAGACGCCAAAGUCGGUGACACCUACACCACUGUCGGCUCGGAGAAGCUUGUAGAAAUGCUGCCUGGCUUUGAGGAGCCCAAGCCUAUGGUUUUCGUCGCUGCCUUUCCUGUUGAUCAAAGCAAUUACGAACAUCUGGAGGACAGCAUCAACCAGAUUGUACUCAACGACCGUAGUGUCUAUGUUCAGAAAGAGUCAUCGGAAGCUCUAGGUGCGGGCUGGCGUCUCGGCUUCUUAGGCACAUUGCAUUGCUCUGUCUUUGAGGACCGUCUUCGACAAGAGCAUGGUGCGAGUAUCAUCAUCACUCCUCCAUCUGUACCAUUCAAGAUCGUCGACCCCAAGGGUAAGGAGACGAUUGUGUCGAAUCCAAACGACUUUCCUGAAACCGACACACUCCACCAAAAGGUGCAGGAGCUUCAAGAGCCCUUUGUCCUUGCUACCAUUACUAUGCCUGAAGAGUAUCUCGGCAAGGUGAUCGAGCUGUGCGAAGGCAACCGAGGGGUACAGAGCGAGCUCACGUUCUUCACGUCAACACAAGUAAUCCUGAAGUACGAACUCCCUCUUGCGCAACUCGUAGAUGACUUCUUCGGUAAGCUCAAGGGCUUGACCAAGGGUUAUGCAUCCCUUGACUACGAAGACGCUGGCUGGCGCAAGUCCAGCAUCAUCAAGUUGCAACUGCACGUCAACAAAAUCCCUGUUGAUGCAGUUGCUCGUGUUUGUCAUCACAGUCAAGCCGAGCGCAUCGGCAAGCAGUGGGUGACCAAAUUCAAAGAGCAUGUCGACCGACAAAUGUUUGAGAUUGUCAUUCAAGCUGUUGCUGGCAGAAGGAUUGUGGCUCGUGAAACCAUCAAGCCUUUCCGAAAGGAUGUUCUGGCGAAGCUUCAUGCUGCUGAUACCAGUAGAAGAAGGAAGUUGCUCGAAAGACAAAAGGAAGGAAGGAAGAAGCUGAGAGCUGUUGGCAACGUCGUGAUUGACCAGAAAGCAUUCCAGGGCUUCUUGGCGAAAUAG
Molecule: messenger RNA, 2031 nt
Organism: Aureobasidium uvarum
Lineage: Eukaryota; Fungi; Ascomycota; Dothideomycetes; Dothideales; Saccotheciaceae
Source: the annotation of a GenBank genome assembly